UUCUCAUCGAUAGUUUUAAUGUGACGAAAAAAGGGAAAAAUAAAAACAUUUUUCUAUCCAUUUUUUUUGUGCAGCUUUAACCCCGACACCCUUAGUUAAACCACCGUCAAGAUUGUCUCCAGGAACCGACUGAAAGAAUUCUUCAGGAUGACUUUGGUGGGACUAGCAGCACGCAAGCUAGCCCAAAAACAAAGGUCGGCAAAACUGGCCGCCGCCUUCCCCAAUGGAGUACGCUGCCAGAAAUGCCUGCAAAUGGGCCACUGGAGCUACGAGUGCAAGGAGAAGCGCAAGUAUGUGCACCGCAGUUCACGUACAAAGCAGCUUAGCAAGCAUCUGGCAGAUAAAGAAGACGCCAUGGCCAACAAAACUGCUGCCGAGGCAGCUGCAGCCCAGGAAGCCAGUGCUGUGGCUGCUUCGAGCAAGAAAGAGAAACGCAAACGGAAGAAUAGCAACAGCUCUUCAUCCUCUAGUUCCUCAGGAAGCUCUGGCAGCAGUUCAGGGUCAGACUCCUCUGGCUCGGACUCCAGCGAUUCCAGCUCCGAUUCGGAUGAGGAUGGCAGUUCAUCAGGCGAAGAAUCCGGCUCGUCUAGCAGCUCCGGAUCCAGCUCAGAUAGCGACAGCAGCGAUGGCGAGGUGUCGAAGAAAAAGAAACGUGUAGACAGCUCAGGAGAAUCCUCGGACGGUGGUACCCAGGACCCAGAAUAAUUGAAGGCCAACAAUGGUUUUUAGCGCAUAGCUUUAGUAGUUUAGUUACUCUUUCGUUCUUU
Messenger RNA from Drosophila subobscura, 767 nucleotides. Its product is annotated as zinc finger CCHC domain-containing protein 10. The record is from RefSeq and is a predicted model, not a curated record. NCBI's taxonomy places the organism in Eukaryota, Metazoa, Arthropoda, Insecta, Diptera, Drosophilidae. The transcript has 2 exons. Gene Ontology annotation, molecular function: nucleic acid binding; zinc ion binding. The coding region runs from base 148 to 705 and encodes 185 amino acids.